Messenger RNA from Owenia fusiformis, 2273 nucleotides. Lineage: Eukaryota; Metazoa; Annelida; Polychaeta; Sabellida; Oweniidae. The record is from the annotation of a GenBank genome assembly.
UGACUAGAAAUAGAUAAUCCCGGAUUUUCUCGUGAGAUGUAAUAUGGUGUCCACGAACCAGGAAGUGUACAAAAUUUAUUAAAAAUCGUCGAAAAAGAAAAUGGGAAGGAAAAAUGCUGCGAAAGAAUCUCCAAGAAAGCAGGUUGUAGGGAUAGAUAAAAACAAUGUGCCAGUUGUAAAUGGAGCCAAGGAAGCACAGAGAGAAUUCCAGGAUGGUAAUUUAGCAGCAGAGCUACCAUGGUUUGAAUCCUGGUUUUACAUAAUAGCAUGGAGCUCCAUAGUGGCAUAUAUGAUGUGGUCUGUCUUUCUAGUCUCUCGAGAACAUGCGGAGGAGUUUAACUAUUAUGACAUGGAACCAGGCUGGUGGUUCAUGGGAGGAUAUAGAAGAGAUAUAAGCAACUUUGAAUGGGAGUUCUGGACUGGUUGGUUCUUUGAGAUUUAUCCAUGGCUCAUUGGACAUAUCAUAGUUGCAAGACUUACAGAAUAUCUAUGCCCAAAUUGGAGGAAGUACACAUUUCUACUGUACGGAGUUGUAGCAGUAGGGAUCAUUAUUGGAUCAAAACCUCUAGUGAUAAUCCUCAGUCACUUAAUUGUGAUCUAUCUAGCUGCUAUGACUGGGUCAGCUGUUGUCGUAUGGAUAGCAGCUGUGCUUCUCCUUGCUACACUCAACCAUGAUCAAAUUGGUUCUUGGAUGAAAGAGUUAUACUCAGAUGACCCCUAUCAGAAACAGUACUACCUCCUUCUAUUUAGUCUUGCCAUAUGCAACCUAAGAUACAUCAGCUUCGCCCUCAUAAAGUGUCAACAAGAUGGACGACAAAUCCAAGAUGGCCGACAAAACCAAGAUGGCCAACCAGAUGACCUUGAGUCUUUAUGGUUGUUAAAGACAAACUUUACUGAUCUACUGCUGUAUAACUUUUAUAUUCCACUGUAUUUUACUGGACCCAUUCUUACAUAUGACUUAUUUCAAAAACAGUUCAAUAAGCCCUUAAAACCAUGGAGCAAAGAAAAGUUGUUACCAAUCUUAAAAGAUGGAGCUCGUGUUGUAUUUUGGGGCAUAUUCUACCAUAUAUCAUCACACCUUCUUUAUAUCAAUGCCUUACACCAAAAAGUGACAUUGAUGGGUCAAAUACCUCUAUGGGCAUUAGUGGGCACAGGUGUUCUUCAUGGUGUAUACUUCCAAGUGAAAUAUGUACCCAUGUUCGGCAUUCCUGCGAAUCUCUCCAAAUUCGAUCAGUUUGAUCCACCACUGGGUCCUAAAUGUGUCUUAAGGAUUUACUAUUAUUCAGAUAUGUGGAAAUAUUUUGAUAGAGGGCUAUACAAUUUUUUAAAAAUACAUAUUUACAUUCCAAUGGGUGGAUCAAAGAAAGGCGUAUUGAGACAACUACUUGGGUCAAUAGUGUGUUUUAGCUUUAUAUACUACUGGCAUGGGGCAGAGAAGCACUUGGCCAUAUGGGCCUUCCUCAACUUUAUAGGUAUCACCAUAGAGACAUUAGGAAAGUUGUUCUCGAAACUGCAAUCUGUGGUGCAAUUUAGGGAGUCCCAUAUUUCGAAAACCAUGUACAGGAGGAUUCAGGCAUUGGCGAUAAUUCCACUAUGGGUCAUGAGCAUUGCUGCAAUUUUAUACUUCUUCGGUGGAAGUCGAUUGGGCUAUCUGUACUUUGAUAGGAUUAUUUUACAAGGUUGGCCAGUGACAAUAUUAACAAUAUAUCUAGGGCUUUACUUUGCUGGUCAAACUGCCUUUGAUAUUGAACGCUGGGAGGCAAGAAAACUCAAGGAGAAAACUCAGUGAAAAACUCUACUUAUACAUAAUGAUAAAAACGGACAUCAUGACAGCUGUAAUGUAGUUAUGCAAACUUACAUCAAGAUAUUCUGGAAAAUUGAUAUUUAAUGAAUGGUAGAGUGAAAACACCUAAUGCAGGACAUAUGCCUGGAACUGUAUUCGCUUUAAAUAUGGCUUGUAGGCUGGAGAAAAUUUAAGGAAACAAUUGAAAUCUUUUGUAUAAAACAUUUACAAAGAAGUUGCUGGAUUGAACAAUACAAUAUGUUAAAUCAGAUGAGUAAAUGCAUCUUAGACUUAACUGGGGAGAUAAGGACAUUCAAGAGAAAUCUCUUUAAAACUUUAUACAGACUUUUUUAAAUAUUAAAAUCCUAAAUCUAUGGUAAAAUGUUGUACUUAUGUGAAAAACUAUUUUGUUCAGUUUAUGAACACUUAUAAGUUACAACUGAUGCAUUAUGGGUCCCUUAUAUUUAAAAACUGAAUAAAAUUGAUGUAU